Molecule: messenger RNA, 1150 nt
Organism: Branchiostoma belcheri (Belcher's lancelet)
Lineage: Eukaryota; Metazoa; Chordata; Leptocardii; Amphioxiformes; Branchiostomatidae
Product: probable cytosolic iron-sulfur protein assembly protein CIAO1 homolog
Exons: 6
Coding region: 88-1104 (338 amino acids)
Biological process (GO): iron-sulfur cluster assembly
Cellular component (GO): cytosolic [4Fe-4S] assembly targeting complex
Molecular function (GO): protein binding
Source: RefSeq, a predicted model, not a curated record
ACAUGGCUGCGCCCAGGUCUUGAAAAUUCGGUUUUAAUUUCAACGCAGUUUUACCCAAAGUUUUCCCACAUCUGAGACGUUUCCAGGAUGUGUGCGCGUCUGGAGGAGGUGGCGGUACUGGAGGGUCACCAGGACAGGGCCUGGACCGUCGCCUGGAACCCGGCAGGAACGGUCCUCGCGUCUGCCGGCGGAGACAAGACCAUCCGGCUGUGGGGGAGGGAGGGAGAGUCCUGGGUGUGUAAGACGGUGCUGGAGGACGGCCACACCCGCACCAUCCGGUCCGUCUGCUGGUCGCCCUGCGGCACGUACCUGGCGUCCGGCAGCUUCGACGCCACCACGUGCGUCUGGGACCGGAAGAGCGGCGACUACGAGUGCGGUGCGACGCUGGAGGGACACGAGAACGAGGUCAAGUGUGUGGCCUGGUCGCCGUCCGGUCAGCUGAUCGCUACCUGCAGCAGGGACAAGAGUGUCUGGAUAUGGGAAGUGAGUGAGGAUGAGGACUAUGAGUGUGCGAGUGUGCUGAGUCUACACACACAGGACGUCAAACAUGUCACCUGGCACCCACACAAGGAGAUCCUUGCGUCUGCGAGUUACGACGACACUGUGAAGUUGUACCGGGAGGCAGACGAUGACUGGGACUGCCUGGCCACCCUGGAGGGACAUGACUCCACCGUCUGGGGCGUCUGCUUUGACCAGUCGGGAGAGAGACUGGCCUCCUGCAGCGAAGACAAGACCCUGAAGAUCUGGCAGGAGUACGCGCCAGGGAACGAGGAAGGUAUCCAGACGCCAGGCAGUGACCCCACCUGGAAGUGUGUUUGUACUCUGUCAGGCUACCACAAGAGGACGGUCUAUGAUGUCAAAUGGUGUCACCAGACCGGCCUGCUAGCCACAGCCUCGGGUGAUGACUGUAUCCGCGUGUUUCGGGAGGACGAGAGCGCGCCGGACAGGAGGAACCAACCAGAGUUCAGCCUCGCUGCCACGGCAGAGCAGGCCCACUCACAGGACGUCAACUGUGUCGCCUGGAACCCUAAAGAACCAGGGCUGCUGGCGUCAUGUAGCGACGACGGUGUGGUCAAGAUAUGGAGAUAUAAGGAGGAAGAAUAGUGUAGUUUUGUAAAAAUGUAGAAGCAGGGAGGUUAUGAAAAGGAGG